ACAAUCGCAACCUCACAGUAUUUACCAGAUCCUGUAGCUGAGCUUCAGCGGGUUUUACUGUUAUAUAUUUUGUUUUUCUCCUGCGAAUCAUGUCUCGAGCGACAGAACGACUGAAAAUUGUUCUGAACCACUUGGAUCGGUCAAACGCCGCUGUUCGAGCGUCGUUCACCUCUUCACAAAAUGUUUCGUAUCACCACCCUCAAGCCCUUCGGUACACACUGGAUACAGACACUCUGAGCCCAGAACAGAGGAUUGCUUAUGAGGAGGAUGGCUUUAUUCUAAUCCGAAACCUGGUGUCUGAGGAGGAUAUUGACAGAUUUAGGGCAGAGUUUGAGCGCAUUUGUAAGAGAGAAGUGCAGAUCCCUGGAUUAAUAGUUAUGAGAGAUGUAGCUAUUGCCAAGUCCGAGUUUGUGGCAGAGGAGAAAGCUGUAUCCAAACUCCAGGACUUUCAAGAAGAUCCGGAGCUGUUCCGUUACUGUGCCCUGCCAGAGAUUCUGAAGUAUGUGGAGUGUUUCACUGGGCCCAAUAUCAUGGCCAUGCAUACCAUGCUGAUUAACAAGCCACCAGAUGCAGGUAAGAAGACGUCUCGUCACCCCAUGCACCAAGACCUCCACUACUUUCCUUUCCGGCCGGCCGAUCGCAUUGUGUGUUCCUGGACUGCCAUGGAGAAGGUGAACAGACAGAACGGCUGUCUGGUGGUGCUGCCGGGCACACACAAGGGCACCCUGCUGGAGCACAACUAUCCCGAGUGGGAGGGUGGUGUGAACAAGAUGUAUCAUGGUGUUCGUAACUAUGACCCCCAACAUCCCAGAGUGCACCUGGAAAUGGAGAAAGGUGACACCGUGUUUUUUCAUCCCUUGCUAAUCCAUGGUUCGGGAAUGAACCAAACAAAGGGAUUCCGUAAGGCCAUCUCCUGUCACUAUGCCAGUGCAGACUGUUAUUACAUUGAUGUGAAGGGCACGACUCAGGAGAACAUCAGUAAUGAGGUGAAGGAAAUUGCAGCCAGGAAAUACGGUGUGGAUGACACCAUCACUUUUCAGGACACCUGGGCAUUGAGAGGUCGUCUGGUGCAAGGAGAGAGGAUAUCACUGUGACACACUCUGCCCGUUCAACAACCAAUCAACAGCCACUGAAAGGAAAGAGACACACCCACUAACCAAGUGAAUGAAGCCCUCAGCAAUGCAGCUAUUGUUUGAGAGAUGCUUAUGGAUUAAUUUUUU
Molecule: messenger RNA, 1220 nt
Organism: Chanos chanos (milkfish)
Lineage: Eukaryota; Metazoa; Chordata; Actinopteri; Gonorynchiformes; Chanidae
Gene: phyh
Product: phytanoyl-CoA 2-hydroxylase
Exons: 9
Coding region: 90-1094 (334 amino acids)
Biological process (GO): fatty acid alpha-oxidation
Molecular function (GO): phytanoyl-CoA dioxygenase activity
Source: RefSeq, a predicted model, not a curated record